CUGGCUGAUCUCAUCUGGUUUAAGGAACAUGGUUUCUAGUUUCUAGCUGAUAUACUGUAAGAUAUUCAUUAAGCUCUUGAACGAACAAGAAACCAGUGACCGGCUGGUCAUGUGAGGUGGUCAAGCUGGUUUUUGGAGCAUGAUGACUGGUCAACCAGCUAGUGUUGACGAUGAGAUGAUAACAGUCAGUCCAGAACAGCCACAAACUGCACGAAGUAGAUGUGUUUUGGAGCAAGAUUCUAGUGAGGUUUCUGUAUCUUUCCUGAUCUGUGAUGGUCGUAAACCAGGAGAAAACCACCUACCAGCCAGUCAUAAGGUGGUCGAGCUUAUUUCUGGUCGACCAGCUAGAACGCAGCUAACAUGUUAUAAAACACUGAUAAAUCACAUGUAUCAUAUUAGACUAAAUUUUCCAACUGGACACCGCUUGGAUGAUGUUGAUGAUGUGACACGGUAGGCCAGUGAGUCCAGCGCUGUGAUCAUCCACACACUGUGCACACGGGCUUCAGAACAGCAGUCAGUGGGAACACUUGAACGCACGGAGGGGGAGGAGGGCUGCGAGAGAAAACAAGCCGAGAAAAUUGUUCGUCUGAAACGAAAGUACCAUCAUCUAAGUGCCAUUUGGGCCCAACCGUUAUUCGUUUUCGGAGUGAUCGGAGCGAUUGUGAUGUAGUUUUGUCGACUUCAUGCUGCGGUGUUGCUCCUUUCCAAGCAUCCGGUAAAAAUAAUAUAAGUGUCUGUGGGGCUACUGUACGGACGGCCAGUGCAGAACUGUUCUGAUGUGUCAAUAAGUUUGAGGCUGGAAUGAGAAGGCCCUGGCGUUUCGACCGGAUUUCAGGGGUCAUCUUCAUCGCAUGAUACAGCCUGACUGACAGAUCCAUCCUCAUCUUUCAAAUACCGUAUUUCCAUAUUCUGUGGCUCUGGUCAGCAGCAAUAUGAAGGGCGGAGGUGGAGGGAAAGAACCUCCGGUGGAGGGAGAAGUCAGCGGAAAGCGACCCAAACGCAAGUGUCUGCAGUGGCACCCGCUGCUGGCCAAGAAAGCUCCAGACUUCUCAGAGGAAGAGGAGGAGGAGGAUGAAGAGGAGCUGGAGAAGGAGCCAGUGUUAUGUGCAGAGAGUGGAGCACAGGAGGGAGAGUGUGGCGGAAUGGAAGAUGACAGUGAGGAAUACUCCUCUGAACAACGGGCUCGCCGGCCCAUGAACGCCUUUCUGCUGUUCUGCAAACGACAUCGUUCGCUGGUCCGACAGGAGCAUCCGCGACUAGACAACCGAGGAGCCACUAAGAUCCUGGCGGACUGGUGGGCCGUACUGGACCCCAAAGAAAAACAAAAAUACACAGACAUGGCCAAGGAGUAUAAGGAUGCGUUCAUGAAGGCUAAUCCUGGUUACAAAUGGUGUCCUGCCACCAACAAGCCAGUAAAGAGUCCCUCUCACUCCGUGAGUAACACUCGCAAGAAAGUCUGGUCUCUUCCUUCCAACCCAAGCAAGGAUUCUUCACUUGCCAAAAAACAGCCCAAAACUGACAGCACACCCCAGCUCAACUUCGCCAUGGCUGAUCCCAAUAAGAUGGGUGGCCUGAGCAUGCUGCUGUUAGCCGGGGAGCAUGCGCUGACUGCCAGAGAGAUUUCCUCCAGCUCUUCCCAGACAGGAGGCACAGAUGUUGCUAAGCACACUGGGAAAUCAGCCCUUUUCCAGCUGGCUGAGAUUUCUUCCAGUCCUAUACAGCCAGCUGGGGGAAGUAUGAAAGCUGAGGACACAAGCUCUCUCACACAUGUAGAGGCCUCUGGACCAUCUCAGCCAAGUUCGCCUGACCUACCCAAGAGUUGUGUUAAAUCACCCUUGUUUCAGCUGGCUGAGCAGAUCUCCUCCAGUAGGUCUCAGUCAGCGUCUGAGGGGAGGCAGUGCAGCCAGUCGGCUCUUUUCCAACUCGCAGAGAUGUGUUUGGCCUCUGAGGCUGACAAGAUGGAAGCUGGAUCGUCCCAGCCCUCUGGUGGUUCCUCCUCACUCUGUGCUCAGCACGGCUCAAGUAGCAGAGACAUCACAGAACACGAAGAGCAGGCGGAUGCUCCUGAACUUCCUCUCACCACACCAUCAUCAUCCUCAUCAUCUUCCUCUACCUCUGGCUCCACCUCGUCCUCCCCUACUGACACCACCCCAUCGGAUCUCAGCCCAUGUAAGACGCUGAAGAAGAAGAAAAAGAAGAAGGCAAAUAAAGACUCAGACGAAAAUCCUGCAUCACCCAAAAAGGCAAAGAAGCGCCAUUUGCCAGAGUCGGACCUGGACAGUGUGAUGUUCACCAUCGAAGCGGUAGCAAAAGGUGCUUGGGGCUUGGAAGAAACACCCAGGAAGAAAUCUCAUCCCUCAAGUAGCGAGAGCAGCCCCACAAUGGACCAAUCUCCAGCUGUGAAGAAGAAAACAAAAUCUAAACCGAAAAAACAGCUGAAAUUUAAAGACGACAGCGCGGCGGAAGAGGAAGAAUGGGACGUAGAGAUCAAUAAACCACAGGACGAAGAGAUGAAAACUGAGGAAGCUCCUCUGACCCCUAAAGCGGAGUGUGAGAAUGAGCAAGACAUGAAGGUGGAGACACCUAGUGGUGUGGAGGACAUGGCACCACACUGCUCUCCUCCUCGACCUACAGAACUAGAGGAGGAGAAAGACACAGACACCAAACCACCUCAAACCAGACCGGAAGAUAAAGAGCCAGAGGUUAAGCCGGAGACCUGUGGGUCCAGGAAGUCUGAGAGAAGCUGUAAAGGAGCGCUUUAUAAGACUCUGGUUUCCGAAGGGAUGCUUACAUCGCUGAGAGCAAAUGUGGACAGAGGGAAAAGAGGUUCAAUGCGAGGCAGUGUGUCCGAUCAUGAGGGCGGCUGGAAUGACGAGAGCUGGGGAUUUUCUCAAGCUGUUACCAGCAACCCAAAAAAGCUCAAGAAGUCCAAGUCUAAAGAGGAAGCCACCACAGGACUAGGAAAGCUUGAGGAGGAGUUCGAGAAAAAAUUCAACAGCUUACCGCAGUACAGCCCACUGACUUUUGACAAAAAGAGCAUGGUGGUCACCAAGAAGAAAAAAAACUGUACAUCCAGCCCUCCUGAACCGCCUAAAACCUGCAAGGGUUCAUCUUCAUCUCAGAAAAAGACCUUAUUCCACAAGAUAGUGAACAAGUACAAACACAGGAAGGAGAAAUCCAGUGCCGCAGACAAAGACAUCGUCCCAACUGACCCAGUGGCUACAGAAUCAAGUCCAGUAAAGUCGGGCAGUCCGUGUGUUUCUCCCUCUCCUGAACCCCAGAAGGUUCUGGACACACCUGUGGGCAGUCAGAAGAGGAAGGCCAGGAAGAGUAAAAUCACACACUUGGUGCGCACGGCUGAUGGCAGAGUGUCACCUGCAGAGGCAGAAGACAAAUUAAAAAAUCAGGAUGAAAAGCCAUUCACUCAAGAGACAUUAUGCAAUAGCGGGAUCUGCUAUAAGGACCCCAGAUCAGCGGAAGCGGACGUGGCUGAUGCGUCCGGCGGCCUCCCGGCCUUCUUCAGCUUGGCUGCUCUCGCUGAGGUUGCAGCAAUGGAGAAUGUGCACAGAGCCCAGCGUGCUGUGAGCAUCCCCACUGAAGGUCAAGUGAAGGACAUAGCUCCUGUGCUGAUUUCCUGUGCGGACCAGUGAGGCCUCAGCCUGGCCUGGGAUGGGUUUUUUUCCGGUCUGGGCUUAUGUAUGGACAUGCCGGGGCCUUAUUCUUGACCCUUGGCAUCAGAUGUCAGGAGGAAAGAGCAUGCGAGAGCGAGAGAGUCUGGAAAGGGAUGAGGGAAGCUCGGAGAAGGAUGAAGAUGUUUUAUCCCAGAAGCCUUCACCUUACACCCAACCCCAUCCUCCCUCCCUCUCACCCCCUCAGGGCCCCGGGAGAGCCAAUUCUGGUCCCUACACCUGUUUCCUCUGGUGGCGCCGGACCAGUUUUCAGACUUCACAAUCUGCAAGAAAUGGCUACUAUUUAAGGUCAAGUUUUGCCAACAAAAAGUGCAUUUGAAGCAAGUGUUCCCUCCUUGUCUUUCUCUAUCUAAGCGCUUCUGUUCCUGGUCAGCUUUAUUGCACAAAUGUCUUUUUUCACACAGCAGUGUACACGAUCUCUCGGUCAGAAGUCACAAUGUUUUGUGGCUUCCUGCUCCCUUUUCUUGCUCUGAAUCUUUUGAAGAGAGCGAGUGAGUGCUCAACCUCAGCCUCAUACCUCACAGACCUGUGCACAGAUGCACCACCUUCACCUUCAUAAUGCACAUUCAAUGCCUAGAUGCCUCUUUCUUUCAAGCAAUGACCCUCAGUGUGUCCGGUGCCUCUGUAGAUGACAGUUAUUCAGAGAUUUCCACUCGCAGACAACAGCGACUUGUCGGGGGGAGCUGGAUGUUUGCGCAAGUUGCGCAGUAGUUUACGAGCAGGUUCCAAAAUUAACACUUGCCAAGAAUCAAAUACUUUAAUGUUUAUCAAUAUACAUUACCGUUUAAAAGCUUGGGAGAUGUUUCUGAAAGAAGUCUUUUAUGAUCAAUCGUGUUGUAUUUAUUUGAUCGGAAAUACAUUAAGAACAGUACUAUUGUGAAAUAUUAUUAGAAUUUAAAAUAUCUAGAUUAUAUUUUAAAAUGUAAUGUAUUCCUGUGAUGGCAAAGCUGCAUUUUCAGCAUCAUUACUCCAGUUUUCAGUGUCACAUGAUCUUUCAAAAAUCAUUCUAAUAUGCCGUUUUGGUGCUGAAAGAAGCAUUUCUUAUUAUCAAUGUUAAAAACAUUUGUACUGCUUUAUAUAUUUGUGUAAAUCUUAAUCUUAGAAUUAGUAGAAAGUUUAAAAGAACAGCAUUUAUUUGAAAACGCAUCAUGAAUGUUACUGUCACUUUUGAUCAUGACUUUCUUUGCCAAAUAAAUGUAAAUAAUAAUUUCUUUAGAAAAAGACUUACUACCCACAAACUUUUGAACCGUAAUGUAUAUUUACAAAAAUAACAUUUCAUGCAUGAAUAUUUAUGAUUUCCCCCCACAUUGUUAUAAUGUGAAAUAA
Messenger RNA from Carassius carassius (crucian carp), 5015 nucleotides. RefSeq names its product HMG box transcription factor BBX-like. Gene Ontology annotation, biological process: regulation of transcription by RNA polymerase II. Gene Ontology annotation, cellular component: nucleus. Bases 933 to 3650 code for a protein of 905 amino acids. The record is from RefSeq and is a predicted model, not a curated record. Gene Ontology annotation, molecular function: RNA polymerase II transcription regulatory region sequence-specific DNA binding; DNA-binding transcription factor activity, RNA polymerase II-specific. NCBI's taxonomy places the organism in Eukaryota, Metazoa, Chordata, Actinopteri, Cypriniformes, Cyprinidae. The transcript has 17 exons.